Apaloderma vittatum (bar-tailed trogon) is the source of this 609-nucleotide messenger RNA. Its product is annotated as pulmonary surfactant-associated protein A-like. The transcript has 3 exons. The coding region runs from base 1 to 609 and encodes 202 amino acids. The record is from RefSeq and is a predicted model, not a curated record. NCBI's taxonomy places the organism in Eukaryota, Metazoa, Chordata, Aves, Trogoniformes, Trogonidae.
AUGUUGUCUUACUCAUCCUACAUACUCACAGCAAUAGCAGCUUUGUUAGUGACUUGCCAUGCACAGUGUAAAUGUACAGGAAUUUCUGAGUUAGGGACUGGCUCUGGACUGUUUGGAAAAGCUGGUGUGCAAGGACGUCUAGCAGGUCUAUCAGGUCCAUCUGUUUCUCUGAACACUGAACUCUGGAAUGUAUUAGUAAAUUUGAAACAUCGAAUUUCCAGACUUGAAGGCGUGCUUUUUUUGAAUGGGAAAAUGAGACAAGUAGGCAACAAAAUAUUUGCUAGCAAUGGGAAGAAUGUUGACUUUGCAUCUGCACUAAAAUUCUGUGAAGAGGCUGGAGGAACUCUUGCAACUCCCACAAAUGAGGAGGAGAAUAAAGCUAUUUUGGGCAUUGCGAAAGAGUAUAACCGAUAUGCUUACCUGGGCAUUAAAGAAAGCGAGACUUCAGGUCAAUUUAAGUGCCUAAGAGGGGGGAAUCUGCGCUACACCAAGUGGCGCUCACACGAGCCUAAUGGCAAAGGGACAGAAAAAUGUGUAGAGAUGUACACUGACGGGAGCUGGAGUGACAAAAAAUGCAAUCUGUAUCGCCUGACGAUCUGUGAAUUUUAA